Messenger RNA from Colius striatus (speckled mousebird), 5020 nucleotides. It is a transcript of the gene GRIP1, whose product is annotated as glutamate receptor interacting protein 1. Gene Ontology annotation, biological process: neurotransmitter receptor transport, endosome to postsynaptic membrane. Gene Ontology annotation, molecular function: nuclear glucocorticoid receptor binding. NCBI's taxonomy places the organism in Eukaryota, Metazoa, Chordata, Aves, Coliiformes, Coliidae. The record is from RefSeq and is a predicted model, not a curated record. Bases 125 to 3664 code for a protein of 1179 amino acids. The transcript is spliced from 25 exons.
CUGCCGCUGCCCGCCGGAGCCGCCGACUUCCCCCCGAGCGCGGGUCGCCGCCGCUGCCGCCUCUCCCUGCCAUGAGACCCCUCCCGCCGCCGCCGCAGCAGAGCUGAGCGGGGAGCGCGGAGCCAUGCCGGGCUGGAAGAAGAACAUCCCUAUCUGCCUGCAAGCCGAGCCGGAGCGAGAUGAGAGUCCUUACACAAAGUCUGCAAGCCAGGCAAAGGCACCCGAUGGAGCACUGUCUGUGAGGAGACAGAGUAUUCCAGAGGAAUUCAAGGGCUCAACAAUAGUUGAAUUAAUGAAAAAAGAAGGCACCACCCUAGGGCUUACAGUAUCGGGUGGAAUCGACAAGGAUGGAAAACCAAGAGUAUCUAACCUUCGUCAAGGAGGAAUCGCUGCCAGGAGUGACCAGUUGGAUGUGGGUGACUACAUCAAAUCUGUGAACGGAAUCAACCUGACCAAAUUUCGCCAUGAUGAGAUCAUCAGCCUGCUCAAGAACGUUGGCGAGAGAGUUGUUUUGGAAGUGGAGUAUGAGCUGCCUCCAGUCUCUGUACAAGGAUCAGGUCUCAUUUUUAGAACAGUGGAAGUUACUUUACACAAAGAGGGGAACACUUUUGGAUUUGUAAUAAGAGGUGGAGCACACGAUGACAGAAAUAAAUCUCGUCCUGUUGUAAUAACAUGUGUUAGACCUGGAGGGCCUGCUGACAGAGAGGGCACAAUCAAACCUGGGGACAGGUUACUGAGUGUCGAUGGGAUCCGACUGCUCGGAACAACACAUGCCGAAGCCAUGAGUAUUCUCAAACAAUGCGGACAGGAGGCAACUCUGCUGGUUGAAUACGAUGUCUCAGUGAUGGAUUCAGUAGCAACAGCAUCUGGACCACUGCUAGUUGAAGUUGCCAAAACUCCUGGUGCUGCUCUUGGGGUUGCACUAUCUACCUCGAUGUGCUGCAACAAGCAGGUCAUUGUCAUAGACAAAAUCAAAUCUGCAAGUAUUGCAGACAGAUGUGGUGCAUUACAUGUAGGAGACCAUAUUCUGUCCAUUGAUGGCACCAGCAUGGAGUACUGUACACUGGCAGAAGCAACGCAAUUUUUGGCGAAUGCAGCGGAUAAUGUUAAACUUGAGAUCCUUCCUCACCACCAGACACGUCUUGCACUGAAAGGCCCAGAGCACGUGAAAGUUCAAGGAAGCAACAGCCAACUUACCCGGGAUUCCUGUGUGAACAGCCACAGCAGCCUCCUCACCUACCACCAUUAUAACACCUACCACCCUGACCAUUGCAGGAUGCCAGCCUUGAAAUUCCAGAAAGCAUCUCCUCAAAAAAGCCUUCCAGCUUUGGUGUCUUCAUCCUUCUCUCCUACCUCCAUGAGUGCAUACAGCUUGAGUUCCCUGAACAUGGGGACCUUACCUCGCAGCCUCUACUCCACCAGCCCGCGUGGGACAAUGAUGAGGCGGAGGAUGAAAAAGAAGGACUUCAAAAGCUCCUUGUCUUUAGCCUCUAGCACUGUUGGUUUGGCUGGGCAGGUCGUCCACACCGAAACCACUGAAGUAGUGCUGACAGCUGACCCCAUAGUAGGGUUUGGGAUACAGCUCCAGGGUAGCGUGUUUGCUACUGAGACCUUGUCUUCACCACCUCUCAUUUCCUAUAUCGAGUCUGACAGUCCAGCAGAAAGGUGUGGGGUGCUGCAAAUAGGAGACAGAAUAGUGGCAAUAAAUGGCAUCCCGACAGAAGACAGCACAUUUGAUGAGGCCAAUCAACUGCUCAGAGAUUCCUCUAUCAGCAACAAGGUCACUUUGGAAAUAGAAUUUGAUGUUGCAGAAUCAGUUAUACCAAGCAGUGGAACAUUUCAUGUAAAACUACCAAAGAAGCAUAAUGUGGAACUCGGCAUCACCAUAAGUUCUCCAUCCAGCAGAAAGCCAGGGGACCCUCUGGUUAUUUCUGAUAUCAAGAAAGGAAGUGUUGCUCACAGAACUGGGACACUGGAAUUGGGUGAUAAGUUGCUUGCAAUAGAUAACAUUCGACUUGACAAUUGCUCAAUGGAAGAUGCUGUCCAAAUCCUUCAGCACUGUGAGGACCUUGUGAAGUUAAAGAUCCGCAAAGAUGAAGAUAAUUCUGAUGAACAGGAGAGCUCUGGAGCAAUCAUUUAUACUGUCGAGCUCAAGCGCUAUGGUGGGCCUCUUGGCAUUACAAUCUCUGGUACUGAGGAGCCCUUUGAUCCCAUAAUCAUUUCCAGCCUUACAAAAGGAGGAUUAGCUGAAAGGACUGGGGCAAUUCACAUAGGAGACAGAAUCUUAGCAAUAAAUAGUAGCAGUCUGAAAGGAAAGCCUCUGAGCGAAGCCAUUCAUUUAUUACAAAUGGCAGGAGAAACUGUCACCUUGAAAAUCAAGAAGCAGACAGAUGCUACCAGUCCUAAGAAAUUUUCUGUCCCUGUGGGUCACGUAAGUGAACUGAGCGAUGCUGAAGAUGAAACCUCUGCUGCACAGAAAUCUGGCAAACUCUCAGACAUCUACUCCACUACAGUCCCAAGCAUCGACAGCGCAGUAGAGUCAUGGGAUGGCUCCGGUAUCGAUACCAGCUUUGGAAAUCAAGGACACAGCUAUCAGGCUUCAGGAUACAGCUUCAAUGCCUAUGAAUGGAGGAGUCCUAAACAGACUAGUUUGUCCCCUCCAAGCAAACCACGAAACCACCCGUUUCAUGAUGCAGGGCUGAGCGAUGACGACUGGGACAGACCCACAGCAAGCAGCACAGCUUCCAAGAAUAUGUGGCAACAGAAGGAGGCUGAGACAUUGGGAGAGAAUCAAGAAAACCAUUUAAAGCAAACUUCUUUAGAAAGAUCGGCAGGAGAGAGCAUCAGGAGCACGAAGAAAGAGGGCAAGAUGUGGAAAGGUGCCUCUGGAGGGCAAAGGAAAGGUGGGGGACAGCUGGAAGAGUGGAAUACUUCCAGCUUCACAGGUACCCAUGAUAACACCGAGGCUGACCAGGAGGAAAAUUUCUGGUCUCAGGCUCUGGAGGAUUUAGAGACCUGUGGCCAGUCAGGAAUUCUGAGGGAACUAGAGGCCACAAUCAUGUCAGGAAGCACCAUGAGUUUGAACCAUGAAAACCCCCAACCUCGUAACCAGCUGGGAAGGCAAGCCAGUUUCCAGGAAAGAAGCACUGUAAGGCCACAUUACAGCCAAGCUACCCGCAGCAACACGUUGCCAUCAGAUGUGGGGAGAAAGUCCAUGGUCCUGAGAAAAAUCAAGCAAGAAAUGAAAGAAAUCAUAUCACCAACUCCUGUGGAGUUACACAAGGUAACUUUGUACAAGGACUCAGAUGGAGAAGACUUUGGAUUCAGCGUCUCGGAUGGUUUGCUGGAAAAAGGCGUGUACGUUAAAAACAUCCGUCCAUCUGGGCCUGGCGAUCUGGGGGGCCUCAAACCCUACGACAGGCUUCUACAGGUAAACCACGUUCGCACCAGAGACUUUGACUGCUGUCUAGUUGUGCCCCUCAUCGCAGAAUCUGGCAAUAAGCUGGAACUGGUGAUCAGCAGAAAUCCCCUGGCAUCUCAGAAAGGAAGCUCAGAACAGGCUUCAGCAAGCGGGGAGUGGAGUGACCAGAACAAUGCCUUCCUUCAACAGAGUGGACACGCUAGUCUUAAUAUGGAGACACGGGAUCCUACAAAGACAUUAUAGCAGAAAAUCCUUUCAGUGGGACAUUCGGUAACAAGAGACAAUUAUGGUGCUAAAUCCCAUUAAGAUUUCUCUGAGAUUGAGGCUCGGAUGCUAUAUAGCACUACAAAGCACAGGAGGCCAAUCUGUCUGUCUCAAGGCUUCUAUUAGUUCAUGGUUACUUUUCAAACAUUUUAAUCUUUUGUUAAGUCCAGUCGUUCCACUCUGAACAAUGUUUCAUUAGCAACAGUACAAAAAGAAAAGGGCCUUUUCUUCCCCUAACAAGAAAUAGGGGAGAUGACUUAAACAUGAUUAUUUAAAUGUUCCUCUUCCUUCAGCAACAGCCACUUUUUAAGGGAAAACCACGGGGUGACACGCUGCUAGCAGUGGUGUCCAGCUCAUAUGGGGGUUAGAAACACUUGACCAGAAAGGUGCUGCUUAACGGACAAGGAAGAGGGGUAACGCUGCAGUGGGGUUUCCUGUUCAAUGGAUACAUCUAUGAUCUUGGGGACCUUUAUUCUGCUGGCAAGAAGGGUGCUCCCUUCAGCCAAAGCACAGUUUAGAUGUUAUAACAAAACCCCCAUCGGAUGCUGCUGUGUGGGGUGAACGUUACUUCCCCACAAGUCUCUUAGAACAAGUUACUCCCUAUGCAAUGAAAGGUUUAACGGGGUAUGUCUGGCCACCCGGCAGAUUUUUAAGCAGUCUUUUUCGGUGGGAUAAAAAUCUCUGAAGAAAAAUUACUGACAAAGAGUAAAACUGAAAUGAGUUCAGACAAAUUAGAAAGAUUUUAAAAGAAAAUGGCUUUUUUAAAACUAUGGCAGUGGAAGAUUGAUACAACAGCUCUUUAAUGAUCAAUAAACCUGGAAACUUGUACUGUCACACAUGAGCUUUUUAAGUCAAACAAUUUCUUGAAGGGACAAAAGUCCCCUUUGAUAUGUUUUGUUUUCAGCGUUCUUUAUGAUGAAACAUUACCCCCUCUGCAACACGUUUUUAGAGUUUAAAAUUGUAAAUAUAUUUUACAAACACAUCACACAAAUUCUCCCCUCUCCCCCCAAGCAAUAAAAUACUGCCAGUUGCUUUAUACACUCACCAGCAGCUGCUUUGGUUUAUUCUGGUAUUCAAGUUGUUCUUGGUAAUUAUUGUUAUUGGUGAAUAUAAAGAUACUGGAUUUGUACAUUUGUAGAGUCUCCAUAUCUAAGCACUCACCUUACAGAGUUGUUUCUGGUCAAUUUAAACUGUUUAACUGUAUCCCUGUUGCUGUUUCCAAUACAUGACCAAGCUCACCUGCCCCGCACACACCAAGUAUCUCUGACUUCUAAUUCAGCACUGCCAGAAAAGGUCAGAACAACAUUCGAGGCUGAAUCAUGUAAGAAAAAAGUU